Molecule: messenger RNA, 819 nt
Organism: Micromonas pusilla CCMP1545
Lineage: Eukaryota; Viridiplantae; Chlorophyta; Mamiellophyceae; Mamiellales; Mamiellaceae
Exons: 3
Coding region: 1-819 (272 amino acids)
Source: RefSeq, a predicted model, not a curated record
AUGGCGUGCGUCGUCGCGUCGUCGCCGUCGCGCGUCGUCCGUCGCGCGUCGUCCGUCGUCGCGCGCGACGAUCGCGGUCGUCGUCGUCGUCGCGGGAUGACGGCACCUGCGAUGCCUACAUCGCGUUGCGGCCUCCGCGACGACGCGUCCGCCGACGCGCCGCACCCCAACAGCGCCGCCCUCCUCGCGCCGCGUCGCCGCUCCUUCGCCGCCGCGGUCGCCGCGCUCGCCGCGCUUCUUCCGCUGGCCCUCCCCGGACGCCACGCCGCCGCGCUCGCGGCGGGCGGCAACGACGCCGUCCUCGCCGCGCUCCGAAAAAAGGCGAACGACGAUCUCAUGGGCGAGGACGGCGCGGUCGUGACGCGCGUCAACGUCGCGCUCGAUGAGCUCCGCCGCGCGCAGACGCUCGCGGCGGUCGGCGAGUACGCAGACGCGCGUUCGAUGCUGCGGAAGGGCGCGCUGAGAGAGACGCGAGGCGACCUGGAGCGCGUCGCGACGUACCUCCGCGUGCAGCGCCCGACGUUCGCGCAGUUCGAAGGCCUCGCGGUGACGGGCGGGUUGGACGCGUUCGACGACGCGAUGCGCGCGCGGCAAACCGGCGUCGCCGCGGUGACGCAGCGCGACGUGGACUUGAACGCGAAGGCGGCGGUGAGCGCGCUGGAGGAGGUAGCGUACAUCCUGGGGAAGGAUAAGACGUACGAGGAGAUGCGCGCGCGGUUGGAGGCGCCGGUGGUGAAGACGGAGGGGGGCGUGCUCGAGGAGCGGCGGGACUUCGACGCGGAGGAGGUGCAGAUGGUGCGAGAGGCGAACCGAUUUUAA